AUGAACCACCUGUGGGCUGUUACUUUCAACAGCGAAGGAGCGAGGGCAAAGAUUCUGCAGGCCGAAGCUUUCAAUGUGAAAGACCACCGCUGCGUGGUUAUUGACCCGACCAACCGAGGUGUCAGGCUGAAGCUGUUUUGGCUGCUCCGCGGUGUGCAAGACGACGACGUGCGAGUGGCAUUAGCAGCGUUCGGAAAAGUGACUGAAAUAACCCGCGAUAAAUGGAGGGUUAAAGGCUGCGUUGACAAGGCUUCAACAACACGGUCGGUUACACUGAAACUGAAGGUGGGUGUUACCAUCGAGGACUUGCCCCAUCAGUUGCGUGUUGGUGAGGACGUUGCUCUCGUCCAUGUUCCUGGCAGGGCUCCGCUCUGCCUUCGGUGCCGUGGAAAAGGACAUAUACGCCGUGAGUGUCGGGUGCCACGCUGCGGGCUAUGCCGGCGUUUCGGCCACGAUGAGAGCCAGUGCGUGCGUAGCUACGCUAAUGUUACGGGCCAGGCACGAAAUGAUGAAGUGGCCGAACACAUCAUGGAUGAAGCAGACGCGGUUGAAGCAACCCACGGAAGUGAGGGAGAUGAUGCCAUCAAGGAGUCAACAUCCAAGGAAACCGCACCCGCACCCCUUGCAGAUACCAGCGAAGCCGGUAAGGACCAAACCCAGCCGGCCGUCGCAUCAAAGCCAGCGUUCCUUCCGGAAAAAGCGGAUAGCGCGACAGCUGUAAGCCUGGUUACGACUGGGCAGCAGGGCGACAACCAGGAAGACGCCGAUACCGAGAUGCCCGCCGCGUCAAGUGUACCAGUGAAGCGGGCUCACGAGGAUUCGGAUAUUCAGGAACCGAGAUUGGUCGGUGAACGCGGCGAGGAGCCUCCGCCGAAGGCACCUUCAACGCGCCGUGGACCGUUCAAGCCCAAACCGAAAUUGCCACCGGAACGCAGUACUGCGUCUGCUCUCCCUCCGCCUUAGCGGAGGCUACCUUUGCCACAACGGUUGAAGCCCGGUCUUUGAUCGGGUCAGUACUAAGCUCAAACGCCUUAAUGGAUAUGGUUUCACCCUGUUUGAUGUGUGAGUAGUCUGAUCGGCGUCUCCCUUUUCCUUAGAUGGCUACCAACCUCACGUCCAGCUUACGUGUUGCUACGCUUAAUGUAAGGGGCCUGUCGGCGCGUAGAAGGCAACUGCAACUGAACCGCCUUCUGCUAGAAAACGAAAUAGAUUUGCUCGCGGUUCAGGAAACUAAAAUUGAAGACGAAGAACAAACAGACAGAAUGGUAGCGGUCUAUCGUAGCAGAUACAGCGUUUGCGUAUGUCAUGCUGUUGGAAGAGCGGGUCGAUGCAUUAUUUUUUUAAGAAAUGUUAUUGGGGCUGUUGAUACUGUGUUCUCGUGUGAAAGUGGGCGCCUUGUAAUGUGUGAUUUUGAAUCGAAUGGAGUGGCUUGGAGAGCUGUGUGUGUAUACGCUCCGAAUGCAAUUGCUGAAAGGGAGAGUUUCUUCCGACAGGUGAAGCCUGUCCUGCUUACUGGAAGGCGGGUGAUCUUGCUUGGUGAUUUCAAUUGCGUCUGUAGACCAGAGGAUAGGACAGCAAGCCGUUCCUUUCGAGAUCGGAGCGCCGAGUUACUGUCCGAAAUUGUAGGUGAGCACGACCUUGAAGAUGUAGGCUUGAUAUCGACGCAUGAAGGCCGGGCAAUGUACACUCACUUUCAGGGAGGCAGUGAUGCUAGAUUGGACCGUAUAUAUGUUCCUGUCGAAUGUUCGCUGUUAUGUUCUGACUACCAGACGAUCUAUGUCUCUUUUAGUGAUCACUGCCUAGUCAUGGUUACAAUCGGUACGAAGAGAAUAGCUGCGAAAUUUAAUUGGGACUUGUGGAAGUUUAAUGAUAAAUUACUGGAAGAUGAAGAGUACGUGACUAAAGUCAAGGAUUAUAUAGCGAACAUGCUGCGAAGUAACUCCGGAAGUUUUAUGCAAGUAUGGGAGCAGUUCAAAUGUGAUAUUAAAAUAGCCGCUAUUGAUAGGUCAUGUGCGCUCCGGCGAAAAGAAAAACAACGAGUUAAAGAGCUGCAGAGUGCCCUAGAUUUUAUGCUAAGUACGGAGUGCUACGAGCCGGGAUUGUUCACAAGGGAAAUUAAAGAGACUAAAACUAAGCUCGAGGCAAUAGACGAAGAAAUGUACCGUGGCGCAGUGAUAAGGGCGCGUAACGAGAAGCUGUGGUCCGGAGAGACGCCUACCAAACGCGCGCUCAGUGAUGAAAAAAGGCACGCUUUGUCGAAAGAGAUAACGGAAAUAUGCUAUCAAAACGAAAUCACAAAUCGAAGAGAAAUAAUCAAACAGGCAUUCGUUGAACAUUACACAGAUAUUUUCAGCCUUAAUACUCCGGACACUGACUACUUCAGAACAGAAUUCCUAUCGCUGAUGCCGAGAUUAGAGGAUGACCUUGUGCGCGCUCUAGAAGCCAGUAUUACGGCUGAGGAAAUUGAAUCAGCGAUUCUGGAGCUUAGUUCAAACAAGUCACCUGGGCCAGACGGUCUCGGUGCAUCUCUAUAUAAAGCCUUUAGAACUGAAAUGGCAGUCGCACUUGAAAGACUGAUUAGCGAAUUCUAUGAAACGAAAACAAGUCCUCCAUCCUUCCGAGCGUCCCACGUAGUACUAAUUCCUAAAACGACUGAUCCGAUUAAGUUACAGUCUGUUGAAUCAUACCGUCCCAUCAGUCUAACAAACGUGGACUAUAAGAUAUUCAUGAAGAUUUUAGCUCGACGCCUUCAAAGUGUUAUUAAGUCACUUGUAGGGCCACAUCAGACAUGCGGCAUAAAAGGCAGGUCAAUCUUUACCAAUGUUCACACAGCUAGAACUGUCCUCGAAUGCUGUGACGGAAUGUAUGGGCGCGUGGCCAUGUUGCAAUUAGAUCUCCACAAGGCGUUCGAUAAAGUCGUACACGAAGUUCUGUUCUUGAUCCUAGACCAUAUCAAUGUUGGAACUGUUAUUACAGAAGGUGUUAAAAUGAUGUACAAUGGUUGUAUAGCGAAGCUGAUAAUUAAUAGGCAGUUAAGUGAUGGUAUUCCUGUGCUGUCGUCUGUGAGACAAGGCUGCCCUUUAUCCCCCCUGCUUUUCGCCCUCUACCUCGAGCCCUUUUGUUUGCGGCUGCUGAAGAGCCCAAACAUUCGGGGUUACACUUUUCAUAAAACUGAAGUUCGAGUUUUAGCAUAUGCUGAUGAUGUAGCAGUGUUUUGUACGGACCAUGACAGUGUUAAAGCAGUUGUACAAGAGGCUGUAAAAUUUUGUACUGCAAGUGGAAGUGCUAUUAACUGGAACAAGUGUCUUGGUUUUUGGCAUGGGAAUUGGCAAUACAAGCCCGAGACUUUUUGUAACAUGCAAUGGGCAGUAACUCCAGGCACCUACCUAGGUGUCCCCCUCGAACAUUAUCGAGAUAGCAAAGAAUAUUGGGACAAUGAAGUAGUGCGAAUGAAAACCCAGACCGGCAAAUGGGGAGGGCAUAAAUUUUCAAUGUUUGCAAGAGCCACAGUGUGUAAUUUGUUUUUAGUCGCGGAAAUCUUUUAUGUGAUGCAAGCGUUGUGUCUGACGAGGAUGUCUGUGCAAAAGCUACAUAGAGUAUUUGCGAUGUUCAUUUGGGCCUCAACAUGGGAACGUACAAGUCGUAGUAAUCUGUUCCAUAGAGUGUUGAAUGGGGGGCUGGGGUUGUCACAUUUGUUCCUAAAACAGAUUGUAAGCAGGUUUCUUUUUUUGCGUGAUCAAAAGGAUGCUUUUCUGAGAACAAUGAUUCAAGCUAGACUGCGUGAUUCAUUGCCUGAUUAUGUAGUGUCGUCCAUGUAUACGGGGCCAAUGCCUUUAAGUGCUUUUUUGCGUGAAGUGGUCGCGUCUUUCCGAAUACUAAAAGCAAGAUUUUCCAGUGAAUAUUUGGCCGUUGUUACUAGUAAGAAGUUGUACAAAGAUCUUGUUGAUGUAUUCUUGCUUGUACCGUUGUAUCGUACAGUAUUUGUUUUAGGUUCAGAACGAGAUGUUCUUAAGAGAGUUAAACGAAUGCCGGUAAGAGCUUCUGUUAAAUCUUUCUUUUUUCAACUACAUACAGGCACUCUCCCAGUGAAACCGUGGCUGCAAAGCAAAGGCAUUUUUGUACCUUGGUCUGUGAAUUGCUUUAUAUGCAAAAAACCGGAGACGAUUGAGCAUAUCUUUUUGGACUGUCAUGACGCAGUGUUUUUGUGGGAUAUUCUAAAACGUAGCCUUAAAAAGGAAUUGCCGUUAAGUGCUUUCGGAAUACGCUUCCUGCCAUGCGCGGAACCAGAGGGAGUGCCUGUCGAUCUGUUAGUGCUUUUGUGCAUGCACAGUGUGUGGCGAACGCGUAUGGAUAUUAGACAUGAGCGCAUUAUUCAGGCCCCAGCACAUGAAUAUUUCAUUGAAAGUGUGUUAUAUAUACGCGAAUUUUUCUGUGCACAGAGUGACCCUCCUGAUUGGCUAGGUGCUUUGGACAAAGUGAUUAGCCUACAUCGUUCUUAUCACACCACACUGAUCCGGCAUUGACUAGUUGUUUUUAUGGCCAUGUAAUACUCACAUUGUACCUUCUUUUGCC
Molecule: messenger RNA, 4572 nt
Organism: Dermacentor albipictus
Lineage: Eukaryota; Metazoa; Arthropoda; Arachnida; Ixodida; Ixodidae
Source: RefSeq, a predicted model, not a curated record